This is a messenger RNA of Suillus fuscotomentosus, 1587 nucleotides long. RefSeq lists its product as uncharacterized. NCBI's taxonomy places the organism in Eukaryota, Fungi, Basidiomycota, Agaricomycetes, Boletales, Suillaceae. Bases 1 to 1587 code for a protein of 528 amino acids. The record is from RefSeq and is a predicted model, not a curated record. The transcript has 8 exons.
AUGUCUGAUACUAAGAGACUCAAAUAUCCCGAUCUGCAAGGUCUACCUCCUAAGAGGAUCAGAGAAGACCCCACAGAAGAGAAAAGGAUAUGCGAGAAAAAUAACGCGAACAAACGACGCUCACGGGCAGCUCUGAAACAGAGAGCACUCGAAAUCGCCAGCAGCGAGCCCCCUCCAAAGCGGCCCCAGGAACCCAACGAUGUGGAGAACGUGGAGAACUCCGUGCAAACUUCAAACUCUGGCAACCAGGUCUCUUCAGAUGCUCCAAACACUACUGGGCCAUCUACUUCUCAUGUCCCAUUCGACGAUACCCUCAUUGAUCCCAUUCUCCUACAACAGCCCGUUGCUGAAACUCAGCACAAUUCCCCUCCUAUCACAACCCGAGACGUAUGCAUUAUGACGGAUUCCCCACUCGUUAAUCCCUAUGACCUCGCACCCCCCUCACCUACCUUGUCAAAUCUCACUGACAUCGAGUCCCUCGACUUGGCAACUCCCAUAAUCGCCUCUCAAGUUCAUGCAAAUUCGCCGACAGUAACAUGGAAAAGUGGCACAACAACGGUGCUGCCGUAUAUAUACAAGGACGUCCUGAUUCAUCAAAACACGUUCUUCAUCUACACUACGGUGACUGGCGCUCCAAGAAACGAGAGUUGCGAGAAACCAUCACUUGCCGCGCUUUGCCAAAAUAAAGCUGUCGUCCUUCGUCAAUGCGAUCAACCUGUAGCGGACGAACUCAAUCUUGAGCUACUGGAAGAUUGGGAUGCAGAACAGCGUACGAAGAAUUCUACAUAUCCCCAGCAGCGUGGAACACUUGAGCAGUUUAUACGCAACAUACGCGACCAGAGCAAGAUACAGUGUAUUCUUGAUAUUCCGCCCGCACAAGGGGGUCUCCCGCUUUUUCUGAGCUCCCUAGAUAGUGGCAUCGUCGACAGGUGGAAUCAGUCCACCAACGAUUGUCCUAUCGGUGAUCAAGUUCACCCUGACAACUUUACAGUACGCUCGUGGGGUUUGCUAGCCAAACCAGGCUGGUUCACUUAUUUUCAUCAUGACUCAGACAGCGGAUGCACUUUUGUUUAUGGCAUCGUCGGCACAAAGCAAUGGACCGUGGCUAACCUGAAAAAUCAGGACACUAUCUCUCAGACUGCGUUCGCCAAGGCAGCCAGAUUGUUAGGUACUUUUCCCGAGAACCGCGAGGAGAUUGCUGCUUUAUGGGAUAUAGAAGUAAUCACUGUCAGAAAGGGGGAUCUCCUAAGCCUUUUUUACCAGGCGGGCAUUUUUUCAAUCGUGACACUCACCAUUUGUCCUAAAAACUCUCGUCACUUGGAUCACAAGCACGGCAAUUACUUAACAAAUCAAGCUCACUCGCACUCCUUGGAAACGUUCCAGCGAAUGGUAGUUAACCUACCGCGCCUCUCUUGCCGCACCAACCCGGGCGCUUAUGUUGCUGCUGGUGGAGACAAGAGAAAACUGGAAUUGGAGAGCACGAACCGAGCAACGGCUAUCACAGCCGCUAUUGUCAACCAUUUCUGGAUAAACCUCAAGACUGGCGCAAAAAACAUAUCGUACUCCCAAUCAGACUUCAGGGAAUAA